UGUAAUCUCCCCCCGCCGCUUUCUUGGCUUUGCACUGUUUUUUGAGUAAAACUUGCAUCCUCUUUUACAAGUGGCCAUUUGUUUCGGUCAUUUCACCCCAAUAGCUCCUCUCGCAAAACAAGAACAAACCCACUAGUUCCGAACAAGUUGUCUUCUUACUUGGCUAAAUCUAAACUGCUGACAUUUCACGUUAAUUUAUUUUCAGGGUGAAUUACCAGAUGGAAAGCAAGUAGCUAUCAAAAGUUUCCAGUCAAGGUAUAGAGGAAUUCAAGAAUGAAUUAGUCAUCGUAAUUGCCAAGCUGCAGCAUAGAAAUCUUGCGAGACUAUUGGGUUGUUGCAUUGAAGAAAACGAAAAGCUACUGGUGUAUGAAUACAUGCCCAAUGGCAGUCUUGCCCUUCACCUCCUUGGCACGGAAAUGAGUGCAGAAUUAGAUUGGAAACUGCGGGUUAGCAUUAUCAUCAAUGGAAUAGCUAGAGGCCUUGUCUAUCAACACGAGGACAGUCGACUAAGAAUAAUUCACAGAGACAUGAUCAGAGCCAGCAAUAUUUUGUUGGAUCAUCAGAUGAAUCCAAGAGUUUCUGAUUUCGGAAUGGCAAGAAUUUUUGGAGGAGAUCAGAAGCAAGCCAAUACAAAUGGAGUCGCUGGUACACAUGGAUACAUGGCGCCAGAAUAUGCAAUGCAAGGUAUCUUCUUGGUAAAAUCUUAUGUUUUUGGUUUUGGAGUUCUUUUGUUAGAGAUUAUUGCUGGAAAAGGGAGGAAUGGUGGGUUCUAUCUUUCCGAUGAUGGUCGUCAGAGCCUACUCAUGCACGCAUGGAAUUUAUGGCAUGAAGGCAAAGCAAUGGAGAUUAUGGAUUAAAUCUUGGAAAAAACAUGUGUGGUUAGUGAAUUUCUAAAUUGUAUACACAUUGCUUUAUUAUGUGUUCAAGAGGAUCCAAUUAACAGACCAACCAUGUCCACUAUAGUUGUCAGUCAUGCUAGCAAGUGAUACCAUGACACUCCCAAUCCAAAACAGCCUGCAUUUUCCGUUGGAAGAAAGAAUCAAACACUAGUUUCAGCUGGUUCCUAUGGUUCUGUCAAUGAUAUGACAAUUUCUAGUUUCUCACCUCGGUAAUAUUGGAUGCUCCUCUUGCUCCAUUGAGUUUUGAUCAUGAAGAACAAUGUGAGGCUUUUGUUGUGUUGAUAACAUGCCAAUGAUGUAUAUGUUUAGGUGCAAUGAUGCAAUGGUCAGCAAA
This is a messenger RNA of Populus trichocarpa (black cottonwood), 1233 nucleotides long. Its product is annotated as cysteine-rich receptor-like protein kinase 34. NCBI's taxonomy places the organism in Eukaryota, Viridiplantae, Streptophyta, Magnoliopsida, Malpighiales, Salicaceae. Gene Ontology annotation, molecular function: ATP binding; protein kinase activity. Gene Ontology annotation, biological process: protein phosphorylation. The transcript has 4 exons. The record is from RefSeq and is a predicted model, not a curated record. Bases 375 to 857 code for a protein of 160 amino acids.